GAAGGGAGGCGGACGGACGGACCGAAGGAGCGGGCAUGGAGCCCCCCCGCCUCUCCAUCAAACAGGAGCCCCUGGACGCAGGAGACUCCAUGUUCCCGGAAGGGGCCUUUGAGUCCCAGAACAGUGGUGAGUCAAGCUCCGGACGUCUCCUGCGCCCCUCCGGGAACGGCUUGCUACGAGGGAUUGCCAAAAAGGAUCCUGUGGCACUCUUGGCUGGAGGGCGCAAGUACUCGGACCAUUGUGAAGCGCGAGCAUCAAGACCGGGCAAAAGCCGGAUUCCCGGGCGGGACCACCGGCGGUAUUACCACGAGCACUGGCGGGCCGAGUACCUGAUGGACUUCAACGCGGCGCGGCACGGCAUGAUCUGCAUGGUGUGCGGGAGCUCCCUGGCCACUCUCAAGCUGAGCACCAUCAAGAGGCACAUUCGGCAGAAGCACCCUUACUCCCUCGCUUGGAGCGCCCAUGAGAAAGAGGUCAUCAUGAACAGCUGGGAUGCUCAUUUGGGCCUCGAAGUGGAGACUGACGGGACCCGGGACUCUGCCAAAAGGUCUGGCGCGUCCCCAGCGGAUCACGGUGAGCUCUUGCUGGAUGGAGGUCGCCGGAGACGCCAUGGCCCAGGUCCCCUUCCCUCCCGCGGGGGACGUCGGCCGUCCAGCCUGGCCUUGAAAUCUUCCUCGGAGGGAGAAUCCCAGAGCCUGGAGCAGUAUUUGAAACAGUCACUGCAGAGCUGGUUCCAGUGUGAAUUCCUGAUGGACUACGAUCCCCAGGGCAACCGUCUCUUCUGUAUGAUGUGCGGCUCCUCCCUGCCCAGCCUCAAUCUGGACGAUAUUAAGCGCCACGUGAUGGAUGCCCACCCUACCUCCCUUGGCUUCAGCCCUGCCGAGAAGGGGGCCAUCCUGGAGGCGUGGAACUCCCGUGCCUUGGUGCUGGCGGCCGAGGGGAGAAAUGCAGGGGGCACAGCAGCAGAAACAGGGACGUCCACCCAACGGGAUCUGAACGUGAAAGAGCUGGACUCAUCUGCUUCCCCAGAUCACCCCACUGCAGAGGACGGGAUCGACGAGGCUGGCCCUUGGGACUCAGAAGAGAGCAGCCCUCGCGCUCCAGCACGUGGCAGAGACCACCGCCGGUACUUUCAGGAGCAUUGGAGAGUGGAGUAUCUGAUGGAUUACAAUGGGGUGCGCCACGGGCUGGUGUGCAUGGUCUGUGGGAGCACCUUGGCCACGCUCAAGAUGAGCACCAUCAAGAGGCACAUUCAGCAGAAGCACCCAGACUCCACGCAACUGAGUCACCAGGUCAAGGCCCUGAUCGUGCAGGAGUGGAGCCAGAAAGUUGCCCGCCUGGCGGAUGCUGAAGACUCCCAGCCAGAAACGGAUGCUGAGGUAGACCAAGCGGAAUCACAGCGUGUUUACAAGCCACCUGCAUCUCCCAAGGAACCUCCAGAGGAUUUGGCAACUGCUAAGAGGGAGGAGGAUGCCCCCGCAGCAGACAGGUUGGCCCUGUCCCAGCCCUCCCCGGGGGCCGCAUCCCUGUCCACCGGGACCCCGUCUCGGCGGAGCCAGCGUCGAAACUACCAGCCCCGCUGGCGGGUGCAGUACCUGAUGGACUACGACGAGCAGAAGCAUGGUUUGAUCUGCAUGGUCUGCGGAGGCACGCUGGCCACCCUCAAAGUCAGCACGAUCAAGCGGCACAUCCUUCAGGUGCAUCGGUUCUCCCUGGAGUACACAGAGCUGGAAAAACAGACCAUCCUCGACGCUUACGGCGAAAACGACCGAGUUUCGAAUCGCCAGGAGCCGGGCCCCAAGGCGACGGCCGCAGGGGCCGACUCCGAAAGCCAGGAUGUUAAGCCGAACGUUGAGGAGGCCAGGAAAAUGGCCUUGGGUUACAAGCUGUCUGUCUGUGCGGUUUAGCCGUGGUUCCGAACGGCCCUGGGGUCGGGACAACGGCGGACGGGUCGGUUUCUCCUCUCCUGCUGUGGACAGCAGAGAUGCUUGGAGUGCUCGUUUUUUUCGGAGAUCUGCGACUGGAACAAUGGAUGCCGAGGCCAAAAAAAAAAAGUAUUCUUUCUCUUCUGUUCCAGAGCAUCCAUUUGAUCUGCAUGUUGUGUUUCAGCAGCAAUGGGUUUUUGAGUUUCUUUUUCAUCUUCCUGGGGCUCUGAGCUCCAAAGAUUUUGACUCAGAAAAGGCGGGGGUGGGGGGCUGAC
Messenger RNA from Candoia aspera, 2200 nucleotides. It is a transcript of the gene ZFTA, whose product is annotated as zinc finger translocation associated. Gene Ontology annotation, biological process: negative regulation of DNA-templated transcription. NCBI's taxonomy places the organism in Eukaryota, Metazoa, Chordata, Lepidosauria, Squamata, Candoiidae. The record is from RefSeq and is a predicted model, not a curated record. Bases 36 to 1907 code for a protein of 623 amino acids. The transcript has 5 exons.